This is a messenger RNA of Macrobrachium nipponense, 372 nucleotides long. RefSeq lists its product as uncharacterized. The transcript is spliced from 2 exons. Gene Ontology annotation, cellular component: replication fork. Lineage: Eukaryota; Metazoa; Arthropoda; Malacostraca; Decapoda; Palaemonidae. Gene Ontology annotation, biological process: DNA replication. The coding region runs from base 1 to 372 and encodes 123 amino acids. The record is from RefSeq and is a predicted model, not a curated record.
AUGAUCACAGACCUGGAGGUGGAGAUUGACGGGUGCGUUGGUCACGUGACUCCGCUGGUGCUGACGGAGAACCACCCGAUGAUUGCACCGAUUUCCUCCAGUACAAGAGGAUUGACUUCUUCCACGGGAGGGUCUACGUCAAGCCCCUCUUUCAAGUGCCUUCAGCUCCCGAUCAGUUUGGCUUUUACCAUGACUAUCAAUAAUGCCCAGGGACAGUGUCUCAGAGUGGCUGGCAUCAACUUGAAGCAAACUUGCUUUUCUCACGGCCAGCUUUAUGUGGCAUGGUCAAGAGUGGGCUCUCCGGAACGCCUGUUCAUUUUGUCACCGGAGGGAAAAAUAAAGAACUUAGUCUACCAAAAGGCUCUCCGGUGA